GAGGGUAUUUUUGGGGACAGCAGCUGCAGGCAUUUGUAACAUUUGGUCCCUGCAUGUUGACACCCUGGAGCUGUGCAGGCAGAGGCUGCGGGCGCAGGGUGACGGACGUGGGGACGGCGAAGGCAGCGGAGCAAGGUGUCUGGGCCCAGUUGCUGUCCUGUCUGAGCCACUGAUGCGGGGCCCUGCAGUGCCCCAGCUGAGUCCGGAGAUGGAUGUGUUUGGGGGGGCCCCCCGGUUCCUUGCCUACCCCCGCACUUUCACAGUGCAGAGUGGUGCUGAUGCCGUCCUGAAGUGCCAGAUCGCGGGUGACCCACGCCCCAGCAUCAUCUGGGAGAAGGACAAAUCCCCGAUCGCGCUGCUGGGCCGCUUCCAGGUGGAGGCCGAGGGGAGCGUGUACAGCCUGUCGAUUUCCCAGGUGACCCCAGCGGACAGCGGGCAGUAUGUCUGCAAGGCCAAGAACGCCAUCGGGGAGACGUACGCUGCUGCCACACUCAAGGUGGAGGCGGGGGAGCUGCAGCAGGAGGGACACCCUGAGGAUAUGCCCCCCGUUUUUCUGAGCAAGCCUCUGUCCUGGCAGGUCUGCAGGGGCGAGGAUGUGAUGUUCACCUGCAGGAUCUCGGGGCAGCCUAGCCCUGUGCUGCAGUGGGAGAAGGAUGGGCGCCAGCUGUCGGAUCUCUUUGAGAGCAGCCAUUUCUCUGUGGGGAUGGAGCCGGAAGACUGGCAUUUCCUGAAGAUCUUCAGCGCCCGGCCCCCGGAUGGUGGGGUCUAUGUGUGCAGGGCGCGGAACCGCUCAGGGGAGGCCCUGGCAGCAGCUGUGCUCCUGGUCAACCCCAUGGCUCGUGGGCUACCAGACGGCCCCUUCCUGGGCUCCCCCAGGAACUGCUGGCCCCUGAGCCAUUUCAGUAAGCAGCCGGAUCAGCACGGUGACAGGAGACACUGCCACGGGCAGCGCUCCGCGCCCUGGCCGGCCCGGCCCAAUGGCGAGGUGCCUCCCGGCGCACCCAAAGCCAAGGCGUUCGCUGUGAGCGAGGGGAAGCACGCCAAGUUCCGCUGCUACGUGACAGGCAAGCCGAAGCCCGAGAUUGUGUGGAAGAAGGACGGGAAGGUCGUUGCGCCAGACAGGAGGCACCUGGUCUAUGAGGACAGGGAAGGCUACUUCAUCCUGAAAGUGCUGUACUGCAAGGCCCGGGACCAGGGGCUGUACAUCUGCACCGCCUCCAACACGGCUGGCCAGACCCUCAGUGCCGUGCAGCUCCAUGUGAGAGAGCACCGGGUGCGGUUCCAGUUGCAGCUGGAGGAUGUGGAGGUGCAGGAGUGUGAGGACGCCGUGCUGGAGUGCAAAGUGCCCCUGGAGACCAUCCCCACGGCCUGGUACCUGGAGGACAAGCAGCUGCAGCCAAGCCACAAGUACGUGAUUGAGGAGCAGGGCCUGGUGCGACGCCUGACCAUCCGUGACGCCCGCGCUGACGACGACGGCAUCUACCUCUGCGAGAUGAAGGACAAAGGGCGCAGCAUUGCUGAGGUCUCAGUCAGAGGGGCAAUCGUGAAGCGGCUCCCGCGGAAGCUGGACGUCAUGGAGGGGGAGAAUGCUGCCUUCUGUGUGGAGACCCGGGACUCCGUGGAGGGAAUCCGCUGGAGCCGGAACGGGCUGGAGCUGCGGGAGACACCAUGCACUGUGCUGAAGAGCUUCGGCAAAACCCACCUGCUGGUCCUGGUGCACGUGACGCGGGAGGACGCUGGGGUCAUCUCCUUCAGCGUGGGGGAGUCGCAGACGUCAGCCCAGCUUCGCAUCAAAUGUGCAAAGCGUGUUCCCCCGAGUGCGCCCGUGGCCGCCGAGAUGAGCACGGACCGCAGCAACGCUGCCCUCCUGACCUGGUGCCCCGGGCCUGAUGUGCACAGGACCCCCCCCAGCAGCUACGUCCUGGAGCGGCAGGAGGCCAGCACGGCCGAGUGGGUGCAGUGCCUUACCACGGACCUGGCCAGCAUGGUGGAGGUGCUCGGGGAUAGCGUGCCCGCUGAGGCAGACUACUGCUUCCGCAUCUGUGCUGUGAACAAGUACGGGAGGAGCAGGCCCGUGGAAUUCCCUGGUUCUGUGCACCUUGUCCCGGUAGCCUGCGUGCGGAGAGCCCUGAAGGACGUGCAGGUGCAGGCGGGUCAGGAUGCCCUGUUCUCCCUGGAGCUCUCGGCCUCCGUGGCAGGGAGCUGGUUCCUGAACGGGGCGAAGCUGGAGGAGGGAGAGGAAGGCCAGCGCUACUGCAUAAAGCGCAGCGGGACCGAGCACUCCCUGCUGCUCCGUGGUGUGCGGCUGGCGGAGAGCGGGGCCAAGGUCAAGUUUGAGUCCAGUGGUGUGCGGGACUCCGCCACUCUGCGGGUGCAAGCCCCGCAGGUGCGCAUCGCCCCGGUGCCCGAGGCCCAGCGCUGCCGGGAGCUCCUGGCAGGGCUGCCCCUGCUCCUGGAGUGCGAGGUCUCCACGCCCGACACCCCUGUGCGCUGGCUCAAGGACGGGGAGGCUGUGCCCUCCGACGACGUCGUCGCCCUGCAGGCAGAGGGCUGCGCCAGGAGGCUGUUUAUCCGCUCUGCCCGCCCCUCAGACUCCGGGACGUACACGUGUGACGCGGGCGAGGAUGCGCUGAGCUUCACGGUGACCGUGACCGAGCCGCCUGUGAGGAUCGUCAGCUCUAACGAGGACGCCGCACACACCUACCUGGCCUCGGAGCGCGUGGUGCUGGCGUGCGAGCUGUCCCGUGCCGACGGCCCGGUGCAGUGGUACAAGGAUGGGGUGGAGGUGGAGGAGGGCGAGCACCUGCUCCUGGAACACGAGGGGUCCCAUCGCAGGCUCGUCAUCCCCUCGGCUCGGCCGCAGGACACAGGGGAGUUUGUGUGCGACGCGGGCGGCGACUCCGUCUUCUACAACAUCUCGGUGACAGAGCCGCCCGUGAGGAUCGUCAGCUCUAAUGAGGACGCCGCACACACCUACCUGGCCUCGGAGCGCGUGGUGCUGGCGUGCGAGCUGUCCCGUGCCGACGGCCCGGUGCAGUGGUACAAGGACGGGGUGGAGGUGGAGGAGGGCGAGCACCUGCUCCUGGAGCACGAGGGGCCCCAUCACAGGCUCAUCAUCCCCUCAGCCCGGCCGCAGGACACGGGGGAGUUUGUGUGCGACGCGGGCGGCGACUCCGUCUUCUACAACAUCACAGUGACAGGCGGGCGGCUGUCUGUGAGUGACCCAGCCUGCAGCCUCUCUUCUGAGCCCAGCUUGUCUCCCCGCCCAGAGCCGCCCGUGAGGAUCGUCAGCUCUAACGAGGACGCCGCCCACACCUACCUGGCCUUGGAGCGCGUGGUGCUGGCGUGCGAGCUGUCCCGUGCCGACGGCCCGGUGCAGUGGUACAAGGAUGGGGUGGAGGUGGAGGAGGGCGAGCACCUGCUCCUGGAGCACGAGGGGCCCCAUCACAGGCUCAUCAUCCCCUCGGCUCGGCCGCAGGACACGGGGGAGUUUGUGUGCGACGCGGGCGGCGACUCCGUCUUCUACAACAUCUCGGUGACAGCCCCGCAGGUGCGCAUCGCCCCGGUGCCCGAGGCCCAGCGCCGCCCGGAGCUCCUGGCAGGGCUGCCCCUGCUCCUGGAGUGCGAGGUCUCCACGCCCGACGCCCCUGUGCGCUGGCUCAAGGACGGGGAGGCUGUGCCCUCGGACGACGUCGUCGCCCUGCAGGCAGAGGGCUGCGCCAGGAGGCUGUUUAUCCGCUCUGCCCGCCCCUCAGACUCCGGGACGUACACGUGUGACGCGGGCGAGGAUGCGCUGAGCUUCACGGUGACCGUGACCGAGCCGCCCGUGAGGAUCGUCCGCUCUAACGAGGACGCUGCCCACACCUACCUGGCCUCGGAGCGCGUGGUGCUGGCGUGCGAGCUGUCCCGUGCUGACGGCCCGGUGCAGUGGUACAAGGACGGGGUGGAGGUGGAGGAGGACGAGCACCUGCUCCUGGAGUGCGAGGGGCCCCAUCACAGGCUCAUCAUCCCCUCAGCCCGGCCGCAGGACACGGGGGAGUUUGUGUGCGACGCGGGCGGCGACUCUGUCUUCUACAACAUCACGGUGACAGAGCCCCCAGUGAGGAUCCUGCGCCCCCAGGAGCGUUCCCUGGAGCUGCAGGCUCUGGUGCUGCAGCGCCUGGAGCUGAGGUGUGAGCUGUCUAGAGCAGAGGCCCAGGUGUGCUGGUUCAAGGACGGGCUGGAGGUGGAUGAGACAGAGAACCUGCUGCUGCGGGCAGAGGGGGCCCAGCGCUGGCUGAUUGUCCCGCAGGCCCGGGCCGAGGAUGCUGGCGAGUACAUCUGUGAGACAAGGGACGAGUCCGUCUCCUUUGACGUCAGGGUGUCAGAGCCCCCGGUGAAGAUCCUGCAGCCGCGGCGAGCUCCCCCCACCCUGAAGGCUGUCAUGGGGGAGACGGUGACUCUGGCCUGUGAGCUAUCACGCGGGAACGUGCCGGUGCAGUGGGUUAAGGAUGGCACCAGGCUGGAGGCUGGCGGCAGCCUGAUCCUGGAGGAGGAGGGUGCCCAUCGGCGGCUGGUCAUCCCUGCGGCUGGAGUGGAGCAUUCUGGGAAGUAUGUCUGUGAUGCGGCUGAUGACACCAGGACGUUUACUGUCCAAGUCUGUGACCCUCCUGUGACGAUCCUGGGGCGGGGUGAGCUGCAGACACACCGCCGCUGCCUGGCCGCGGAGGACCUGGUGCUGGAGGUGACGCUCUCCCAUGCCCACGGAGAGCUGAAGUGGUACAAGGAUGGUGAGAAGUUGCAGGACACGGGGCGCGUGCGUCUGGAGGAAGAUGGGGCACGGCGCGCACUGGUCAUUCUGGGCAUGGAGAGCAAGGACGCGGGGGAGUAUCUGUGUGACAGCCAUGACGACAGCCUCAUCUUCUGUGUUGCCGUGGAAGAGCCCCCUGUGUGCAUUGUGAGGAGCAAGGGGGGGCGGGAGCAGCAGUGCCUGGCGGCCGGCGAUGACUUGGUGGUGGCCUGCGAGGUGUCACGGCCCAGCGCUGCCGUCCGCUGGCUCAGGGAUGGCCAGGAGCUGGUGGCCAGCGAACGAGUCCGGAUCGAGGACCGGGGAGCUCUCAGGCAGCUGACCAUCCUCGGGGCCCGGCCCAGCGACUCUGGCUCCUACGUUUGUGACGCUGUUGGUGACCGAAUGGUGACGACCGUGGAGGUGGCAGCCCCCCCGGUUCGCGUUGUGAAUAAGGAGGAGGCCAAGAUGCCCGUGGAGGUCCUGGAAGGGGAGAGUGUCACGCUGGUUGCCCGGCUCACCCAGGAACAGGCUCCUGUCCAAUGGCUGAAGAACAAGCGGGUGCUGCGUUCCGGGGCACGGCUCCUCCUGGGCACCCAGGGGCCCUCGCACAGCCUCACCAUCAAGCAGACGGAGCUGGGCGACAGCGGCACCUUCAGCUGUGACACUGGGGACGAUGAGGUGCACUUCACCCUGCGAGUGAUAGAGGCUCCAGUGCUCUUUGUGAACAAGCAGGAGAAGCCGGAGAAGGUGCUGGUGCUGGAGGGGGGCAGUGCCGUGCUCUCAGCCAUCGUCUCCAAGGAGCAGGCCCCAGUGAGCUGGAGGGGGCCCCUGCAGCCCCUGGCAGCAGGGCAGCGCUGCGAGCUACGGCGAGAGGGCCGGGUGCACAGCCUGGUGCUGACCAACGUGGGCAAGGACGACGCCGGCCUCUACACCUGCCUCUCCUGCCAUGACCAGAUGCAGUUUGAAGUGAGCGUGAAAGAGCUGCAGGUGAAAUUUGUGCGAGGCUUGUCGGACGUGCAAGCACACGUGGGCGAGACGGUGCUGCUGUGGUGCGAGCUGUGCAAGGCCAGGGGGCAGGUGGUGUGGCUGAAGGAUGGGCAGGAACUGGAGCCCAGCGGCAGGUGGGAGAUCAAGGCAGAGGGGCGGGAGCGCUCCCUGGCGCUGAGCAACGUGGGGCCUGAGGACGCUGGCGAGUAUUCCUGCGAGUCCAAGGAUGACCGGACGCUGGCAACGGUGACUGUGCAGGUGCCCAGGGUGGUGGAGAUCAUCUCGGAGCUGCACAACCUGACGGUGCUGGAGGGGGACGACGCCACCUUCAAGUGCCUGGUGUCCCCGGAUGACGUGGCCCUGACGUGGCAGCUGAACGGCCAGGCUGUCACCACCUGCGAGCGGCUGGUGGUGACCAGGAACGGGCUGUGCCACGCCCUGACCGUCCAGCAGUGCCAGCUGGGGGACGCAGGCACCGUGACAGCCCGCGCUGAGGGCCUGGUGAGCACAGCCCGGCUGAGCGUGCAAGAGGCCCAGGUGCUGUUUGUGCGGAAGCUGCAGGACGUGGUGGCCGAGGAGCUGCAGGACGCGCUGCUGGAGGUGGAGCUGAGCCGCGAGGCCGGCGAGGUGCAGUGGCUGAAGCAGGGGGUGCUCCUCCAGCCGGGCAGCAAGUACCAGUUUCAGGAGGCCGGGCGCAGACGGGGCCUGACCAUUCGCAGCCUCAGCCCCUCGGACCGCGGCACCUACCGCUGCGAGAGCCUCCACGACCGGACGCAGGCCAAGCUGAGCGUGGCGCCCCGAAAGGUGUCUGUGCGGAAGCCACUGUCGGACGUGGAGACCUUUGAGAAGGAGACGGCCACGUUCCAGCUGGAGCUGUCCCAUGCUGACGUGCCCGGGGUGUGGACGCGGGACGGCAUCCGGGUGAAGCCCAGCCGGACCUGCCGGGUCAGCGCCACGGGCUGCGUGCACAGCCUGACGCUGCUGGGGCUCACGCUGGAGGAUUCGGGCACCGUCACCUUCACCUCCGACACCCUGCGUUCCAGCGCCCGCCUGACCAUCAGAGGUGGGGGCUUAGCUGUGGGUCGGGCCACGGGUCACACCGUGUGGGGCCUGCCAGGGAACCAGUCUCUGGCGCCACCUGCUCACCCCGUCCUGACGCUCGGAAGAGCCUCAGCCCGACAUCGCAGACGCUGCUGCUGCAGCCUGAGCGCCGGGGUCUGCAGCCCCUGCCCCAAGAGCAGCUCACAGGCACGGGCCAGCGCUUGCAGCGAAGCAGGGCCCAGCCGUGAUCUCCCCGCUGUGAGCUUCUCCACAGCAGUGCCCAGCCGUGACCUCCCCGCUGUGAGCUUCUCCACAGCAGUGCCCAGCCGUGAUCUCCCCGCUGUGAGCAUCUCCACAGCAGUGCCCAGCCGUGACCUCCCCGCUGUGAGCUUCUCCACAGCAGUGCCCCGCCGUGACCUCCCCGCUGUGAGCUUCUCCACAGCAGUGCCCAGCCGAGCCACGGUGCAGGGCGUCACACCAGCGCCUUCCUCCACAGGCCCCAGGCACUUCCUGCUCAUCUGCAACGUGCGCCCGGAGGACGCGGGAUGCAUCCGGUUCGUCGCCAAGGCAGCUGCCUCCGAAGCCAGCCUGCAGGUGGAGGCACUCCCGAUCCGGAUCAUAAAGCCGCUGCGGGACAAGACGGCGCUGGCGCGGCACAAGGCCACGCUGGAGUGCACCGUGUCGCAGGCGCGCGGCCGCGUGCGCUGGUUCCGCGGAGACACCGAGAUCUUCGCCAGCGACAAGUAUGAGAUCUGCAACCUCGACUGCUAUCGCACCCUCAUCAUCCACGGGGUGGGGCCGGAGGACGAGGCCUCCUACACCUGCGACGCCUUUGACGACCGCUCCACCGCCCGCCUGCUGGUGGAGGGGCAUUAGGUGCUGGCAUCGGACAAGCCCGACCAGAUGGGUCCUGGCUGGCCACAGCGGGGGCUGCCCAUUAACCGCUCCAGUGCCCCACCUUGCUGGGUGACGUCCUGCGCCCCGCCCCCCGAGCAGGGCGGUGCCCUGGGCAAGCAGGGCUGCCCGGCCCUGGGCAGGGGGUGCUCUGGGGUGACCCCCACUCCCAAUGCGGCUGAAUCGACCUCGCAGUGGGACUCUACACUUCCCUGUUCCUCAGCAACACAAGGGCAGGCCUCCAUUUCCGCCCCCACCCCCGCACCUUGCGACAGAGGGGCCGGGGGGGAGCAGAUGAGGGGGUCUGGCAGUGAGUCACCAGCCUGGGGACCAGGGAAAGGCCCCACUUCUCCCCCCCAAGCCCCCAAGGAACUGGGCUGGCAAGUCUCCCAGGGGUGGGGGAGCUGCGCCCCAACAGGACCCGCUGGGCUCUUCCAGCAGCUUCCACGCACUUGGGUGGGGCAGUGCUGGGGGUGGGGUUGGGGGGGCUGGGUCUUAACAGAGAGGAACUGUAGCCAGAUGGUGCCUUUGUGUGUGUCCCCUGCCCACAGCACCCACAGACCCUCCCUCCAUCCUGUCCUGUACAAAUCACCUGGCAGUGCGCCAGCCCCUGUGACAAAUUAGGAAAGUGCUUCAUGUUUUCAGUGAA
Messenger RNA from Chrysemys picta bellii (western painted turtle), 8339 nucleotides. NCBI's taxonomy places the organism in Eukaryota, Metazoa, Chordata, Testudines, Emydidae. The record is from RefSeq and is a predicted model, not a curated record.